Synchiropus splendidus (mandarinfish) is the source of this 1340-nucleotide messenger RNA. It is a transcript of the gene suclg1, whose product is annotated as succinate-CoA ligase GDP/ADP-forming subunit alph. Gene Ontology annotation, biological process: tricarboxylic acid cycle. Gene Ontology annotation, molecular function: succinate-CoA ligase (ADP-forming) activity; succinate-CoA ligase (GDP-forming) activity. NCBI's taxonomy places the organism in Eukaryota, Metazoa, Chordata, Actinopteri, Syngnathiformes, Callionymidae. Gene Ontology annotation, cellular component: succinate-CoA ligase complex (ADP-forming); mitochondrion. The coding region runs from base 64 to 1038 and encodes 324 amino acids. The record is from RefSeq and is a predicted model, not a curated record. The transcript is spliced from 9 exons.
CUGGUCAACUAAAACCCAGCUCUCAGGACGUCAGGCUCCGGUGUCAUUGGCGAAUGACCGAAGAUGUCACACACCAGGUUGUUUGCAAGGCUGCUUUUGCAGCAAAGUGGAGUCAGACACUGCUACACUGCAACAAGAAAGAACCUGUACAUUGACAAGAACACCAAGGUCAUUUGCCAAGGCUUCACAGGGAAGCAGGGAACAUUUCACAGUCAACAAUCUCUCGAUUAUGGAUCCCAGUUAGUCGGAGGUGUGUCCCCUGGAAAGGGUGGCAAGACUCACCUCGGCCUGCCAGUCUUCAAUUCAGUCAAGGAGGCGAGAGAUGGCACCGGGGCUGAUGCCAGUGUGAUUUAUGUGCCCCCUCCCUUUGCGGCAGCCGCCAUCAUUGAGGCUAUUGAUGCAGAGAUUCCCCUGGUUGUCUGCAUCACCGAGGGCAUCCCGCAGCAAGACAUGGUGAGAGUGAAGCAUAAGCUGGUGCGUCAGAGCGCCACUCGCCUCAUCGGCCCAAACUGCCCUGGAGUCAUCAAUCCUGGAGAAUGCAAGAUCGGAAUCAUGCCUGGCCACAUCCACAAGAAAGGAAGAAUUGGCAUCGUGUCAAGAUCAGGAACCCUGACGUAUGAGGCUGUUCACCAAACCACACAAGUUGGUCUGGGCCAGUCCCUGUGCAUUGGAAUCGGUGGUGAUCCUUUCAAUGGUACCAACUUCAUAGAUUGUCUGGAAGUGUUCCUGCAGGACCCAAAGACUGAAGGCAUCAUCCUCAUCGGGGAAAUCGGUGGCAAUGCUGAAGAGAAUGCUGCCGAGUACCUUAAAGAACACAACUCUGGAGCUCAAUCCAAGCCGGUCGUCUCCUUUAUUGCGGGGCUAACCGCUCCUCCUGGGCGUCGCAUGGGCCACGCUGGCGCUAUCAUUGCCGGAGGCAAAGGAGGGGCCAAAGAGAAAAUCUCAGCACUGCAGUCAGCCGGGGUAGUAGUCAGCAUGUCUCCUGCUCAGCUGGGCAGCACCAUGUUCAAGGAGUUUGAGAAGAGGAAGAUGUUGUAAAUCCGGGAGAACGUUGCAACCCCAUCCCAGCCCUGAAAAUGAAAUGAAACGGCCCUGAUUCAGUAUGUGGAUUCGCCUCACAGUACCAGAAAUCUGACGACGGCACACAGGCGCAGUUUUUAUAUUGUACUUUCUGCCAUGAACUUGUACCUCGCACACACAGAAUUAACUCAUCAUGCUGUUGCUAAAUGACGUGCUGUACACAACGUUAGCGCUUUAUAGAUGUUUGUUUUCUGCCACCUAAUGUCCAUCACAAAUCAAACACAUGUAUCCUUACUGAAUAAGAAAUGUUUUCAAAUCAG